AUGAAGUCUUAUAUCCAGCCAACAAUAGAUAAUGCUCCAGAUAGGAUUUGUUUACAUAUCGGGACAAAUGAUUUAAAAUCCAAGGCACCGGAUGAUAUUGCAAACGCUAUUGUGGACCUUGCCAAAACCAUUCAAUCUACCUGUGGAGCUGAGGUUGUAUUAUCUGAGUUAACUACGCGCAAAGAUGCCCACAAAGAAUCGAUAAAAUGUGUUAACAAGCUCCUUAUUAAAUAUUCCAAGGAGCAUCAAUGGUCUUUGGUUCGCCACUCCAACAUCAUGGAGAAAGUCUUAAACAGAGGUGGUUUGCAUUUAACUAAACAAGGUAACGAAAUAUUAUAUAAAAACUUUGCAACAUGUUUAGCAGCCAAGGAAGCUAAUCAUCACUGAACUGUUUCCUCGAAUGCCGAUCGUCUUGAAUGUCAUGAAUCUCAUAACAAUAAUGACAAUAAUUGCAAAUCGAUUCAAUCAAUUUUGGAUCAGCAGAGAUCCAUUAUUAACAAUCACAUUCAUUCAAAACAAGGAUUUCAGUUAGCUUCACUAAAUGUUAAUAAACUCUCCACGCAUAUUGAUGAGAUUAGAAUUUUGCUUGCCGAUAAGUGUCUAGAUGUUCUUGCUAUUCAGGAAACUAACCUAGACGUGUUUGAUAAUAACUCUGAUUUUUAUAUGUGGCUACGAAUUAAUUUGAAGAGAUAG
This is a messenger RNA of Porites evermanni, 693 nucleotides long. NCBI's taxonomy places the organism in Eukaryota, Metazoa, Cnidaria, Anthozoa, Scleractinia, Poritidae. The record is from the annotation of a GenBank genome assembly.